AUGGAUAUUAAUAUAGGAGAAACACUCUUCAUUAUUGUUGGAGCUGCCAUUUCGAUUUCAGUUGGUGAAUUGGUCUCUUGGUUUCUCGUAUAUCGAAAUGCAGAUUACAAGGACCUUGUGUCUAGAAUUGAGACUGCAGUAACGAAGUAUAAUAAAGAGAAAGAGUCAUUUGUGAAAGAAACUAAUGCCAAAAAUCAAGAAAAGAGGCUAGCACAAAUCGAAUCACAAAUUAAAGGAUUAAAUUAUGAAAUGACAUUCAAAAAGAUGAUAUCCAAUGCAGCAGUAGCAAUACUCUCUAUUGUCACGAUUAAUUCAAUUGGUAAUUAUUAUUCAGGGAUUGUUGUGGCCAAAUUGGCAUUUGAACCAUUUUGGAUUUUAUAACAAAUUACUCAUAGAGGACUUAAUGGGGAGGAUUUAACAGAUUGUUCCUAUAUAUUCAUUUAUAUUUUAUCGGCACUCAUUUUUAAAUCUAAUAUACAAAAAAUAUUCGGUUUGGAAGGACCUAAAAUGCCAUUUGGUCCUGGAGGUCCUCAACCUAGUUUGUUCAAAUAGUGAAAUAGAUGCAUUACAAUAUUAUUAAUUAACUUUAUUUAAUUGUUGCUACUA
Messenger RNA from Paramecium tetraurelia, 606 nucleotides. RefSeq lists its product as uncharacterized. NCBI's taxonomy places the organism in Eukaryota, Ciliophora, Oligohymenophorea, Peniculida, Parameciidae. Gene Ontology annotation, molecular function: calcium channel activity. Gene Ontology annotation, biological process: endoplasmic reticulum calcium ion homeostasis. The record is from RefSeq and is a predicted model, not a curated record. The transcript has 3 exons. Gene Ontology annotation, cellular component: cytoplasm; endoplasmic reticulum membrane.